AUGGAAUCAGAGGAAUACAGGAGGAGAGGUAAAGAAUUGGUGGAUUAUAUCUGUCAGUACCUCAGCACAGUGAGAGAGAGGCAGGUAAUUCCAGAUGUACAACCAGGCUAUAUGAGAGCCCUAUUGCCUGACAGUGCCCCGGUGGAGUCGGAGAGUUGGGACAACAUCUUCAGGGACAUUGAGGACAUCAUCAUGCCUGGGGUGGUCCACUGGCAGAGUCCUCAUAUGCAUGCAUACUUCCCAGCGCUAACCUCCUGGCCUUCCUUGCUUGGGGAUAUGCUCGCAGAUGCUAUAAACUGCCUUGGAUUUACAUGGGCUUCCAGUCCGGCAUGCACUGAAUUAGAAAUGAAUGUGAUGGAUUGGUUAGCUAAAAUGCUGGGGCUUCCUUGUCACUUUCUGCACCAUUAUCCAGAAAGCAAAGGAGGAGGGGUGCUACAAAGUACUGUGAGUGAGUCAACACUGAUUGCUUUACUGGCUGCCAGGAAGGACAAAAUCCUGAAAAUGAAACUUUCUGAGCCUGAGUCAGAUGAUUCAAACCUGAAUUCCCAACUCAUUGCUUAUGCAUCUAAUCAGGCUCACUCUUCAGUGGAAAAGGCUGGCCUCAUCUCUCUGGUAAAAGUCCGGUUUUUGCCAGUGGAUGAAAAUUUCUCCCUUCGAGGAGAAACAUUAAGAGCUGCAGUGGAGGAAGAUAGAAAACGUGGGCUUGUUCCUGUCUUUGUUUGUGCAACACUGGGCACAACUGGAGUUUGUGCCUUUGAUAACCUUGCAGAGCUGGGACCAAUAUGUGCCAAAGAAGGACUGUGGCUCCACAUUGAUGCAGCAUACGCUGGCACUGCCUUUCUGUGUCCUGAAUUCAGAUCACUGCUCAGUGGGGUGGAGUAUGCGGAUUCUUUCACCUUUAAUCCAUCAAAGUGGAUGAUGGUUCAUUUUGACUGCACUGCUUUCUGGGUGAAAGAUAAAUACAAGCUGCAGCAAACAUUCACAGUCAACCCUAUCUACCUCCGGCAUGCCAAUAGUGGGGCUGCAACUGACUUCAUGCAUUGGCAAAUUCCUCUGAGUCGCCGAUUCCGCUCCCUCAAACUCUGGUUUGUCAUUCGAUCAUUUGGAAUUAAUAAUCUUCAGGCUCACAUCAGACACGGUACAGAACUGGCCAAGUAUUUUGAGUCUUUGGUUAAAGCUGACCAGCUAUUUGAAGUACCUGCCAAGCGACACAUGGGACUGGUUGUCUUCCGUCUAAAGGGCCCAAAUAUUCUGACGGAAAAGGUGCUGGCAGAACUCACCAAGUCGGGGAACAUAUUUCUUAUUCCAGCCACUAUCAAUGACAAGUACAUCAUCCGUUUCACUGUCACCUCUCAGUUCACCACUAGGGAAGACAUUCUACAAGACUGGAACCUCAUCAGAGAAGCCGCAAUCAAUGUUACCAAUUGGCAUCGAAGCACCAUGACCAGUGAUAAGAUGGUGAAUCCUCCAACCAUAGAAGGCGAGAAAGAGGAAGACACUUUCCAGAGAAUCACUGUGCAGCCCAAACAUGGGAAUUUCAGUCCUAAAGACUGGGUUGAGCAGAUACCGGAAGAUGACUUGGAUCCCUUUGAUGACUGCUUCCCAGAGAGUGUACCAGUGGCCAGCAAACAUAAACCAAUGUCAUUUAUGUAUCGAUAUUGGUCUAUCCAAGACAAGAAAAAGAGUACUCGUUCCCUUAGUUGUAAUAGUGUGCCAGGACAUAAUAAUCAAAGGGAGACAAUAGUUGAAAAGAUUGUACCACAAUUUGAACUUCAAAAAGAUGGUAGCAUACUUUCCAAGCUCCCAGGUAAGGUCAUGAUUCUAGAAAAAAAUGCUUUCAGGAAAUUAAUCAAGUUUUACAGUGUGCCCAGCUUCCCAGAAAUAAGCAUCCAGUGUGGUCUUAAAUUGCCCUGCUGCCCACUCCAAGCAUUAGUGUAAACUACUCUCACAAAGACUAUUCAAAUCUGUCGCAUACACACAGUGGACACAGCCAUUUUAGGCUACACAUUAUUCAAGCUGUCAAUUCACUAUGAUCUAAUGACAUCACAGUCUACGUCAUGCGUCAUCAUUUCAAAAUCUGCUGCAUAGACUACAUGCUCAUAAAUAUUAGUCAGAAAACAAAAUGGCUGUCCCCACUGUUAGUAGAUGAUAGGUUCACUUUAAUAUACCAAACAGCUAUAUACCAAGGGUACAUUGUAGCUUUUAACAUUAUAGUAUACCUCCCAACUGUCCUAAUUUCAGCGGGACAGUGCCACUGUCCCACCCAUGAACAGCAGUGUCCCACGUGCGGUCGGGAGGUUGGGGGAUACUCUGCAGAGUAUUCGGCAGCAGUGAAUGGAUGAGUAUGGAAGAGGCUGGGGGCAGCUGUCGAA
This is a messenger RNA of Pseudophryne corroboree (corroboree frog), 2372 nucleotides long. It is a transcript of the gene HDC, whose product is annotated as histidine decarboxylase. Lineage: Eukaryota; Metazoa; Chordata; Amphibia; Anura; Myobatrachidae. The transcript is spliced from 12 exons. The record is from RefSeq and is a predicted model, not a curated record. The coding region runs from base 1 to 1938 and encodes 645 amino acids. Gene Ontology annotation, molecular function: pyridoxal phosphate binding; histidine decarboxylase activity. Gene Ontology annotation, biological process: histamine biosynthetic process; L-histidine catabolic process. Gene Ontology annotation, cellular component: cytoplasm.